AUGGCACCACAACUAGAGCCUUAUUUCAAGAAAGUGGAUGAGCUCGCCGAAUCUUUCAUUGAUCGACUGCGAAAGGCCGUAGCUAUCCCUUCCGUGUCGGCAGAUGAGGAAAGAAGAAAGGAUGUCGUCCGAAUGGGACAAUUCCUGGCUUCCGAACUCGAAUCUCUGGGGGCAGAGGUGCAACAACGCCCGCUAGGGAAACAACCAGGCAAAGAACAUCUCGACCUUCCUCCGGUCAUUAUCGCCCGCUACGGAAAUGACAAGAACAAGCGCACCAUUUUGGUUUACGGACACUAUGAUGUUCAACCCGCCCUUGUUGAGGACGGAUGGGCCACCAAGCCCUUCGAGUUGACCAUCGAUGACAAGGGACGCAUGUACGGCCGUGGCAGCACGGACGACAAAGGUCCCGUCUUGGGCUGGCUGAACGCCAUCGAGGCCCACCAGAAGGCCGGUGUCGACUUCCCCGUCAAUCUGCUGUGCUGCUUCGAGGGGAUGGAAGAGUACGGCUCCGAAGGCCUCGACGACUUCAUCAACGCCGAAGCCAAAAAGUUCUUCAAAGACGCCGAUGCCGUCUGCAUCUCGGACAACUACUGGCUGGGGACAGAAAAGCCCUGCCUCACUUACGGUCUACGAGGAUGCAAUUAUUACUCCAUCUCCAUCUCCGGACCAGGACAGGAUCUCCAUUCGGGAGUGUUUGGCGGCACGGCCCAAGAGCCCAUGACCGACCUGACACACAUUCUAAGCAAACUCGUGGAUAGCCACGGGAAGAUCCUGAUCCCUGGCAUCAACGAAAUGGUCGCUCCGCUGACCGAGGAAGAAAAAGCCCUCUACGGACCCAUCGCCUACACCAUGGACAAUCUGUACGAAUCCCUGGGCUCCGAGACUUCCAUCUUCUCCGACAAGGAAAACACCCUGAUGGCCCGCUGGCGAUACCCGUCCCUCUCCAUCCACGGCGUCGAAGGUGCCUUCUCGGCGCCCGGAGCCAAGACGGUCAUCCCGGCCAAAGUCAUUGGCAAAUUCUCCAUCCGCACCGUCCCAGACAUGGAAUCCUCCAAGGUCAACGAGCUCGUCUACAAGUACAUCCGCGACGAGUUCGCCAAGCUCAACUCGAAAAACACCCUCGACGUGUACUGCCAGCACGACGGCAAAUGGUGGGUCGCCUCUCCCAAGCACUGGAACUUCACCGCCGCGGCCAAGGCGGUCAAGGAGGUCUUUGGCGUCGAGCCUGACAUGACCCGGGAAGGAGGCUCGAUUCCUGUGACCAUCACCUUCGAGCAGGCCACGGGCAAGAACGUCCUCUUGCUACCCAUGGGCAGUUCCACGGAUGCCGCCCACAGCAUCAACGAGAAGCUGGACCGGAGGAACUACAUCGAGGGAACAAAGCUUCUCGGUGCGUAUCUGCACUAUGUGGCGGAAGAGCCGAUGGUGGAGGCCAAGUAA
This is a messenger RNA of Fonsecaea erecta, 1440 nucleotides long. RefSeq lists its product as hypothetical. The record is from RefSeq and is a predicted model, not a curated record. The coding region runs from base 1 to 1440 and encodes 479 amino acids. Gene Ontology annotation, biological process: proteolysis. NCBI's taxonomy places the organism in Eukaryota, Fungi, Ascomycota, Eurotiomycetes, Chaetothyriales, Herpotrichiellaceae. The transcript has 4 exons. Gene Ontology annotation, molecular function: metallodipeptidase activity.